Homarus americanus (American lobster) is the source of this 1682-nucleotide messenger RNA. RefSeq names its product IQ motif and SEC7 domain-containing protein 1-like. Bases 303 to 677 code for a protein of 124 amino acids. NCBI's taxonomy places the organism in Eukaryota, Metazoa, Arthropoda, Malacostraca, Decapoda, Nephropidae. The transcript has 2 exons. The record is from RefSeq and is a predicted model, not a curated record. Gene Ontology annotation, molecular function: guanyl-nucleotide exchange factor activity. Gene Ontology annotation, biological process: regulation of ARF protein signal transduction; actin cytoskeleton organization.
CCUUAGAAAUUAAGAUUACACGUAGAUUUAAGUAUUCCCCCUUAGGAUUAGUGACCCCAGUCUGGCAGUAUAGCGGGAGAACAUUGAUUAAUACGAUAGGUAAUGUUAGGAUAAGAAGAUAAUAUAAAAUUUAAAAUUAAAUUACAACAGGAUUAAAAUUGGAAAGUUAAGAUUAUUAGUACAGUACUUACAUUUUCAGAUCAGUGGGUUCGGACGGGGUCCCAAAUGACAAAUGCGCAGAUGAUGCUCUCUGUUCAACUUCUUGAUGGUAACUGCGGGUGACCCGUUGGGGCGGGUCUAAUAUGCGAAGGAGUGAGGUGAGCCUAAGCCUAAGGUGUUUUGCACAUGACAUUGACCUGUCUGGUAUGCAAGUAGAUGUUGCUCUUAGGAAGUCCCAAACACAUUUCUGCAUGCCUGGGGAAGCGCAAAAGGUUGAGCGUCUUAUGCAAGUAUUUGCUCAACGUUACUGUCAGUGUAAUAGGGACAUCGUGGCUAAAUUAAGAGAUCCUGAAACUAUAUUUGUGUUGGGGUUUGCCAUCAUCAUGCUAAAUAUAGAUCUUCACACUGCAUCUAUGAAACAAGAAGAAAGAAUGAAACUAGAUUUUAUUAAGAACUUAAGAGGCAAGUCAAAUGAAAGCUAUUUAGCAUUAAUAUUUUUUUCUGUACAUAUACACUAGUACUAACAGUGCUUUUUUCAGAUAUGUAGAUAGGUACAGUAAAUACAGUAUAUAAGUCUGUUUAGAUAAGUACAGUAAUAUCCCCAUUAACCGGAUUAAUUGGGGCAGAGCAGUUCCGGGAUUGAGAGAUUUCCAGGUAUGGCGAUGAAUUUUAUCAUUCCCUUUGUCCUGUAAAUAACCAUAGGCUUUAUCAUAUGGCCAGCUGUGUUACCACACAACAACAGUGAGACACUGUCCUUUUCUACCUAAAAUACUGACACCUGUCUCUCCUCCUUGGAUAUGUUUGUCCUACUCGGCAUUUUAUUGUACCACAAUCGUUUCGUCUGCAUUGAGGACUUGCUCUGGCAAAUAUCCAUUGUCAUUAAUUAAUUUUACAAAUUCCUUGGGACACAUCUGUGCAGUCACAUGAUCAGCUGACGCUGAUUCGUCCAUUACCCUUAAGUUAUAAAGGGCGAAUCUCCUCUUAAAAUUACCAAAUCACUCCUUGCUAGCCAGAAAAGAGUGCUUCCCUUCCUUGUCUCCUUCAGCUCUCACAUGGAUAAUUAUAUUAUCUACAGGAAUAUGAAGCAAUUCAAGUCUUCUAUCCAUAUGUUUAGCUUUCUCCAUCUUUAUUAAUACACUUUCCAUGCUGGGAGAUUUAACAGUAACUGGUGCACAAUUAACCAUUGCCUGUCUAAUUUCCUUUUCACUUUUCUUGAUGUAGUGCACUGUAGAUUCAUUUACUCUGUAUGCAUGACUACAUGCGACAUAACUCCUACCAUUUCUGAGUUUGUCCAAAAAAUUAACUUUUCUCCCCCUUUUGAAGUCACUAGUGGCAGGUGAAGACUGUGGAGAAGAGAGGGUCCGGAAAAUUGAUCAGAAACUAAUUCGAAUGCCCAGAAUAGACAUUUUUCUUGGAGUUUCUUGUAAUGCUGGGUAAUGGAGAGUUUCGGGGAUCAAAGAAUCCGGCUAAUGGGGAUAUUACUACAGCUCCUCCCCGACUUACGACGGGGUUAGGGACCCAAA